GCUGUGGUGCUCUGUACUACACAUUAGAGAAGAUCUCAAUGGUGACCUGGUGUGUGAUGGAGCUCAUCGCACUAGUUCUUCCUCUUCUCAUCUUCUUUGCGGAGAAGGGGGUCACAACUCCUGUAACCUCUGACCCUGAUGUGACCCCAACAAUCCCCACGGACCCGUGCGAGGGACAACCAUGUCUACACGGAGGAGUGUGUACAGUUGCAGAGGGAGAAGAGCUGAAGUACAUCUGCGCAUGCAGCGCACAGUUCACCGGACACAACUGCCAGUUCUUUGUCGACCCCUGCGCCAGUGACCCUUGUCUCCAUGGUAACUGCACACGUGAGGGUGCAGCGUUUGUGUGUGUGUGCAGCGAUGGGUAUGCAGGAGUCAUGUGUGAUCAGCCAUAUUCAGCCUUUGACCUUGUUGAGUCCAGCUGGGACCUGGCAGCCACUCCGGCUACCACUACUCAACCGUCUCAGCCGAUCACAGAGUUCAGUGACACUGAGGCCCCACCCACUUUACAACCAUGGCAACCAAAGCCUGGACAGAGAGUGAUGGAGGUGCAGUGGGAGCAGCUCCAGAUUACUGAUGGAUCAGAGUGUGUGAGCAUUGCAGGCACCGAACCAGCUGGAAUGAUGACGGUUUCCAUGGAGAUUGCAGAGGGAACUGCAGUAAAGUUGGUACUGAACAUUAGCGGAGCUGCAGCAUUGUGGCGUGUCGGAGCUCUCGGGUUUGACCGGUGUUCAGUAUCUGAUGGCAUGGUCGUUUGGUUCCAGCAGGACUCCAAUGGCCUUGUAAUCUCCGAUCAGUUACUUCCACUCGGACACAACUACUUCAUCACUGUGCUGCGCAUUGGAGCACCUUCUGGUCUUGAGGUCACUCUCAGAUUAAAGUUCACUGUAAAGUCUACUAGCUGCAUGGAGCCAGGCAGCAGUUUCAGCGACCCACAAUGCACUGGGAGAGGGACGUGCAUCACACAGUCUUCUGUGAGCACAUUUUAUUGCCAGUGCGAUGUCGGAUACUCCGGAAUCUUCUGCGAGGAAUUUGACGCAUGCUACACGAACCCAUGUGAAAACAAUGGGACCUGCAGUGACAUCACGCAGAGACAUGAGGGACAUGACUACACUUGUAACUGUCCGCCAGGGUUUGAAGGCCAGAACUGUCAGUCUCGGGUAAAUCACUGCACCUCAGAACCCUGCAAAAAUGGAGCAACGUGCACAAAUACACUGAACGGCCCACAGUGCACCUGCACAGAGGGUUAUAAAGGAAAUGUCUGUGAGGUAAGAGUUGACCCAUGUGCUUCUGGUCCAUGUCACAAUAAUGGGACAUGUUAUCUUCAGGCCGGUGGACAGGGCUUCAGCUGCACCUGUUCUCCUGGUUUCACCGGACACACCUGCACUCAGCUCGUCGAUUUCUGCUCACUCAACCCAUGUGCACAUGGUAUAUGUCGCAAUGUCGGCACAAGCUAUAGGUGCCUGUGUGUGCCAGGAUAUCAUGGGUUGUAUUGUGAGGAGGAGUAUAAUGAGUGUCUCUCUGCUCCAUGUCUAAAUUUUGCUACCUGCCGGGAUCUGAUCAAUGCUUAUGAGUGUGUAUGUACGCCACAGUACACAGGGAGACACUGUGAGAUUUAUAAAGAUCCAUGUGCGAAACUGCAGUGUCAGAACGGAGGUCAGUGUGAGAGAAGGCGGAGCAAUGCGACCUGUGUGUGUGCACCUGGAUACACAGGUGAGAACUGCGAGACUGACAUUAAUGAGUGUGAGAGCAACCCAUGUCAUCAUGGUGGCACCUGCAUUGACCAGUCAGACGGUUUCAUCUGUCACUGCCCACCUGGCUGGGUGGGUGGGGCCUGUGAGAUCCAUCUGCAGUGGAAGGCAUCUCGUACAGUUGAUUCUCUCCCUAGCAUGCCACGUCACUCUCUCUACAUCAUCAUCGGCGCGCUGUGUGUAGCCUUCGUCCUUAUGCUCAUCAUCCUCAUCGUUGGAAUCUGCCGCAUCAGCCGUAUUGAGUAUCAGGCAUCGUCUCGCCAUGCCUAUCAGGAGUUUUAUAACUGCCGUAGCAUCGACAGUGACUUCAGCAAUGCCCUCGCCUCCAUACGCCACGCUCGGUUUGGGAAGAAAUCUCGUCCAGCCAUGUACGAUGCCACACCCAUCAACUAUGAAGACUUCAGUCCAGAUGACAAACCACUUGUCACUCUCAUCAAAACUAAAGAUCUGUAAAGCACAUGCGCGCACACACACACACACACCAAGUCCAACCUUUCCUAUUAGCUGAUGCCGACCAUUAAGCAUUAAUUAACCUUAAUAAAGGUAUUACUAAAAACAUUUUAAUUAAACUAUAAAAGCUAAUAUUUAGAUGAACUUUGAUAUUGCAUAGAUCUAUUUUACCACUGAUAUGCAGAAUCAGCUAAAAUUUGUGUUUUAUAGAUGUAUUUAUCAGUAAAGGCCUUUGUUUCAUUGCAAAGUGUCACUAGUUUGCACACUUAGUCUCAUGUAGUCUCCUUCAGUAAAGCACUGGUAUUGUAGGCUGUAAUUUUGGCUUUGUUCCAAACACAGUUAGUGUUCUUACUAGAACGUUUAAGACUCGGUCCAAAAGCUAAUGUAUGUUCUAACGAAACUUCAUGCAGUGUGAGGGAGUGUUUGUAUUACCUACAGUACAAUGCACAUGUGAUGUUUAACACUGAGAAAUAGCUGCUAGCAGUGAGUCGUUUUGUUUUUCUACAUUCUGUUCUAACAUUCUGUUUAAGAGUAUAUAAUGAAAUAAAACAUAAUGUUAGAUAAUGUAUCUGUCUGUAACAUAUAGCUAAAGAUCAUCUGUGUUUAAUGUCCCUGUCAGGCUUUAGCUGAAUGUGCUGAGUUAUGUACAGUAUAUGAUAGCACAAGGUUAUGCCAGUAUAAUGAGUGUGUUGGUCCCCACUGACAUCAUCAAGCUAGUUAGCUAUGUAGGUUAAUUUGUUAAUGUUACUACAAUGUACACUGCUUCUUUUAUAUAACAUGUUAUUUUCCAGAGUGGUGGUAGCUACUACUAAACUAGCUAAUCGUUUAGCUAUUCAAACUUUAUUCAGUAUUAUACAGAUAUUAGAUAACUAGCUAUUUAUGUUUAGGAAACGAACACCAGUGACAGUCCCUUGUUGUAACACUAGCUGACUUCAUUGUAAUUGAAUGCAAACUAGUUACCCUUAGCAAACCGAUUUGUUAUUAAUUCAAAUAUAUUUUUCAGCAUCUUUUGACUAUCAGAUCAGGUACAAUGGCUUGCUGUACUAUGAAUCUUCUAUGGCU
This is a messenger RNA of Ictalurus furcatus (blue catfish), 3263 nucleotides long. It is a transcript of the gene dner, whose product is annotated as delta/notch-like EGF repeat containing. Gene Ontology annotation, cellular component: plasma membrane; protein-containing complex. The transcript has 13 exons. Gene Ontology annotation, molecular function: calcium ion binding. The coding region runs from base 39 to 2204 and encodes 721 amino acids. Gene Ontology annotation, biological process: heterophilic cell-cell adhesion; establishment or maintenance of epithelial cell apical/basal polarity. The record is from RefSeq and is a predicted model, not a curated record. NCBI's taxonomy places the organism in Eukaryota, Metazoa, Chordata, Actinopteri, Siluriformes, Ictaluridae.